Mucor velutinosus is the source of this 609-nucleotide messenger RNA. RefSeq lists its product as uncharacterized. The coding region runs from base 1 to 609 and encodes 202 amino acids. The record is from RefSeq and is a predicted model, not a curated record. NCBI's taxonomy places the organism in Eukaryota, Fungi, Mucoromycota, Mucoromycetes, Mucorales, Mucoraceae. The transcript has 5 exons. Gene Ontology annotation, cellular component: multivesicular body; ESCRT III complex. Gene Ontology annotation, biological process: endosome transport via multivesicular body sorting pathway; protein transport; late endosome to vacuole transport.
AUGAACGGUUUAGAAAACCAGCUUUUUCAGUUAAAGUUUACAGCGAAACAACUCAAUAAACAAUCCAAGCGCUGCCAAAAAGAUGAAACAACCGAGAAGAACAAGCUGAAAAAAGCCAUCCAGGACGGUAACAUGGAGGGUGCUCGCAUAUACGCCUCAAAUGCUAUCCGAAAGAAGAAUGAAUCCUUGAAUCUGCUCAAACUAUCCUCUCGUAUCGAUGCCGUCGCAAGUCGUGUUCAAACUGCCAUCACCAUGAGAAAGGUAUCUAAUUCAAUGGCUCAAGUGGUUCGAGGCAUGGGAAGAGCGAUGGAUACAAUGAAUUUAGAGCAGAUCUCCAUGGUGAUGGAUAAAUUUGAACAGCAAUUCGAAGAUCUUGAUGUCCAAACAGGCUACAUGGAAGGCGCAAUGGCAGGCACAACUACCAUGAACACACCCCAAGAUGAGGUUGAUUCGCUUAUGCACCAAGUUGCAGAUGAACACGGGUUGGAGUUGAAUGACGCUUUGAAUGAAUUGGAGCCAAGCAAGGUCUUGAACGAACCCAAGCAGAAAGAGAAGGAAAAGGACGAGGAUAGACUGUUGACGGAAAGACUAAAAGCCUUGAGACAAUAA